CUGUCAGUUUCGUCGCGAUCAUUACUACGUUAAGUAGUGUCCGUCUUUUAAGUUAUUUUAAUUAAAAUAAUCAUCGAUUGAAUGCGUGCUAUGUAAAGUGAAUUACUAUUUCAAGAAUAAGUGCCGUUUACGUGUUACCGUAGCGUUUUGCUGUGGAGAUCCAAUUCUCAUUUCAAGUUGUGCACAUCGUAAAUUGAUUCCUAUCAAUUCUGUACAGAAAUAGACAUCACAUGCUCACAGUAUAAUCCCACUAAAGUUUUCAUGAUCGAACUUGCAAAUCUUCGUUCUUGUAUCGUGGAAUCGGAGUGAACUGAAGAAUUUUAUGACCUCUGUGGUCAUGUCGUUCAGUGGUGCUUAGUGAUAACAAGUAAUUUAACGUAUUGACCGAGGACACCUCAACAGAUAAUCUUUUAUCUGACUAUUAAAUAAUGAACGGUCGGGAGCGCGCGCUUUGCCGGCCACUUCGCAAGUGCGUCCACGCUAGUUCGGAGACGGACGCUCGUCGAGAGCUCACAGUUCUUCUUUGACAUCAAACACAUUUCGGACUGGACUUCAAAUACCUUCCGAACUAACCAUAUCAAGUGUCAAACAUAAGUGAACUUCGCUAUUAUCAUAGUUCAGUGCUCCAAAAUUAUCGUGUUUUGAACUAGUGUCAGAUAGACAAAAUGUGGAAACUCAACAAUCAAAUGAUAAUUCAGUGAGAAAUGUGGUUGUAUACAUUGAAAUUACCGGGAUUUGGCAGCAACAAGAACGUGUUGUACGAAGAGAGUGCCAAAAUGGCAACACUCGAGCAUGAGGUCACGGCGGUGGUGUGGUGUCCGCAUGGAAGCCCGGCGGACUGCUAAUCAGGCGCUGCACAGGUUGCGUGCGCAGUUCCGUCGCGCCCUGCCGGAAUGGACCGCGCGCGCGUGUCGCCGCCGCCGGACUGCGCGAACCAUCGGCCGCUCGAAGGAGGACCCCGCGAAACCGUCAAUACCGCAGCCUCGCCCGCGGAGGCCCUAAGCGAGCCACAGAGUCCGCGGCCCGCGCCGCGCGCGCUAGCCUCCAUCCCCGAGAGCGAGCCGCUGCUCGCCGCGCCGCUCAGCGUCGCCGCCCUCGCCGACAAUGCGGCCCGCAAACACAACGGCCGGCCGCUGCACGUGCAGUUCGACGCGCAGUCGCCGCCCGCGCCCGCCUCGCUGUCGGCCAGCAGCUCGGCGUCCAGCUCGUCCGACGAUGAGGACGUGUCCAUCGCCGAGGCCCGCCCGCCCGACGGCGGCUGGGGCUGGGUCGUCGUGUUCGCCUCCUUCAUGGUCAACCUCAUCGCCGACGGCAUCACCUUCAGCUUCGGAGUGUUCUUCCCGCACUUCCUCGAGUACUUCGGCGAGAGCAAGGGCAAGACGGCCUGGAUCGCUGGCAUCUUCAUGGCCAUGCCGCUGUUGUCGGGGCCCAUCGCCAGCUUCCUUACUGAUAGAUACGGCUGUCGGCGCAUGACGAUAUUCGGCUCCAUCCUAGCUGCCAUAGGAUUCGUCAUAUCCGCCUUCGUAGAUAAUAUGGAGACAUUAUUUUUAACUUUCGGCAUAAUGGCCGGAUUCGGAUUAAGUCUGUGUUACGUGGCGGCAGUAGUGAUAGUCGCAUAUUACUUUGAGAAGAAACGUUCUUUAGCCACCGGAAUUUCGGUCUGCGGCAGCGGCAUCGGAACCUUCGUGUUCGCGCCCCUGACCUAUGUAUUAUUAGAUGAAUAUGGGUGGCGCGGAACCACACUAAUAUUAGCUGGUUUAUUUCUAAAUAUGGCAGUGUGUGGACUUCUAUUCAGAGACUUACCGUGGACGACCACGAUGAAUGAAGAAAGGGCUAAGGAGAGGAAAAGGAAACGUGAAAGGAAACGGCUUAAACGUUAUCAAGCUUCGUCAGCUGAUAGCUUUUCGGACAGUAAAAGCAGUGCUGCGGGCUCUCAGAAGGUUAACGAGACCGCCGAUAUAGAAACAGUCACAUCACCAAUAGUUCCACAGUUCAGUUCUUUAGUGGACUUGCCAACAUUCAUGACGGGUGGGGAAGGAGUGUCACUGGAGGUGUUCGAGUUGAUGUCGAACAGGGGCCGUGCGUACGCCAUCCUUGCGCAGAACUACCCGGGGGUGAUGCUGCCUUCUAGAAGCUUCAGCGACAGUGGGCGACUGCAUGAGCAGUCCCCGCCGCGAGCACUGAUGUCCCCCACAGAGCGGCCCGGCGGCGCGGGGGAGAGCGGGACAACUCGCCCGGCGCCGCAGGGCACGGCGCCCAUCAACGACAAAGCAGCGCUGUCGCUGUGGCUGCGGCGGCAGGCCACCGGCUCCACUAAGAAGCCGCCGGCCUUCCUGAAGGACCUGCGUGUGCACAGACACUCGCUCACGUACAGAGGCGCUAUGCUCAACAUCAACCGCUACCGGCUGCGAGCGUCUUCCUGUCCUAACAUCUUCAGGAACUCUAUGACUACCAUUGCUAAAGAAAAGGUCCAGUGGUACGCCGGUCUAUGGGACUUCUGGGACUUGGCAGUGGAUGUCCUCGAUUUCUCCCACUUCUCGAACCCAGCGUUCCUGAUAUUCGCGAUCUCGAACUUUCUGCUGUACAUGUGGUAUGACGUGCCGUACGUGUAUAUUGCUGACAAUGGCAUGACCAUGGGCUUCAAUGAGUCCCAGUCGUCCAUGCUGAUUUCCAUCAUUGGGAUACUCAAUAUGUUUGGAGAGAUCCUGCUGGGCUGGGUGGGCGACUUCCAGUGCGUGAACGCGAGCAUCGUGUACGCGGGCUGCAUGGUGGUGUGCGGGCUGGUGACGCUGCUGAUGCCGCUGCUGCGCUCCUACGCCGCGCUGGGCGCCGCGUCGGGGGCCUUCGGCGCCGCCAUCGCCGCCAACUACUCGCUCACCAGCAUCAUCCUCGUCGAGCAGAUCACGCUCGAGAAGUUCACCAAUGCGUAUGGGCUGCUGCUGCUUAUACAAGGCGUUGCUAAUCUGAUUGGACCGCCGUUGGCUGGCUGGGUGUACGAUGUGACCGGUUCAUACGACCUAUCAUUCUACCUGGCUGGUGUGUUCAUCGGAGUAUCCGGACUGGUCCUAUUCGUCACGCCGCUUAUACGCUGCGUUAAGUACUGCGCUAAGAAACCGACUGCCGAAGAAACUAAGCCCAAUGGGGAUAUCAAGGUUAAUGGCAAGCUCAUGGUGUAAGGAAUAUCAGAGAGGAGAGGAUAUGAGAAAAUUAGUAACAAGUGCUAAGUUUACCCAUAUUAUGUUGUGUGAAGAAAAUAUGGUGAAGUAGAAUGGUCUUGGUAUGUACUUGAAGAGGAAAAUCAGGAUUGGAAUAAAAUGGUAAUUUGAAAAGGGAAUGCUUUUUGACAAGUGCAUAAAUGCAAAUCAAUUUUGUUGAAUCAUUAUAGUGAAAUGAUAAAGCAGUAUUUUAGACUUUGCCCUGAAUAAAGCUUUGGCUUUCAGGGCUUUACACUAUAUACCGUGUAAAUUAGAAAAGAAUAUCUAAAAAACAUGCAUCUAAAAAUCAAAAGAUUUUCCAAAUACAUGUGGUGUAUUGGAGAAUAAAUUUUCAGUUUUAUAUUAUUCUAAUUUUUCACAUUAAGAUUUUUUAAUUUUAGCAGAGGAUGUCAGAAAUCAUGGAAAUUUUAACUAACCAGUGCUAGUUAGUCUCAAAAUGCAUACUAAAAAAAACAAAAUAAAUAUGUAUGAAUAUUAUAAUAUAACUUUUCUUAUGCCUGUGUGGUAGAAUGCAUGAACGAAACGUGUCAGAGUGAUGUUAUCCUAGACAUAAGACCUAAGUCUCCGCUCAAUGAAAACUUCCUUAAAAUAUAGCGACAUAAGUAUUUCUAGUGCUGUAUACACCCUAGUGUCGAUAUCGAUAUUUUAAAUAAAUGACGAAUCAAACUGAAUAAGUCAAAGUGCAGUUUUACCACCUAUAAGAUAGACAAUUAGGCAUUAUCUACCAUUUGAAUACAUAAUUUUAAGAUCACUUUUAUGUAAUUAAUCUGGCUGAUAAGAAUUGAUGGUGAAUCAGUAAUAUAGCAAUUCUGACGUUUAAUGAAUGUUAUUUAUAAGGAGAAGAGUAACUUACAGUUACGAGGAAAAAAUAUAUGAAUCGAAUUUGUAAUGUAUAAAUGUAGUGCAAGUAGAAAUUCGGUACUAAGGUAUCAGGAAAAUUGGGAGUUAAUAAAAAGAUAUAUAACUUAAGAUUGCCGUAGAACAAAGUAUUUUGGCUUUGAGAAAUUAAAUUGGGUGUGGAAAUCACAAAUGAUAGUACAUGAAGAGUAUAACAAAGUGAGUUUUAGAAUGACUAAUAAGCAAUUUUCUAAUUAAUUAUUCUGGAAUUGUAACGUAAAGUUUUUGCAAUGAGUUAGUGUAGAAAAAAGAGAUUGUUUUGCUAUGGAAGGUAAUUGCGAAAGAAAUGAAAAUAAUGUUGUGUAGAGAAUGGGGUUUUGUUAGAUUACAGUUGGUUGGUAUGUAAAGUUUUAUUCAGGAAUACAUUGUUAUUGUCCUUUUUGUAAAUAUAUCUUACAUAUAAGGCAAGGAAUAAAAUGCUUCGUGCGGUUUUAAACAUGACGGCCUAUUGAAUUGUGGAUUAUUUAAAAUGACAGAAUAAAACUUUACAUACAAAAUAAUCAGUCUUAAAUUGCUGUUCGUGCACUGAUUAAAAAAUUACAAAUGUACGUGUCGUUUAAAGCUGAAAUGUUCUUUUCAAUGUGUAAAUAAAGCAAAAAUUAUUAACCUAAUUAUCAAAUAACAAUAUUACUAAUUAGAAACUUUUAAAUCGAAUCUCCAAAGACUGCCCCGUAAAACUACUAACAAAUUAUUCGUAGUUUUAUGAAAUUCAGAAGCAUUAGAGUAGCCGAACCUUUGCUUUCAUUUCAUUAUCAAGUUAGCUGCCAGUGCUGGCUCUAAGAGGUCGAAUAGUUGCUAUCUUGCUACAUAAUAUUGAACAAAUUGAAAACCUUCUCUUUUUUUGGUAGUAACAGACUACCAAACGAAAAGGACACCAACAAAAUAAUUCCCCUUGUCGUCCGGAUCGCUAGAGCGAGCACUGUCAGCAAUUUCAACCACAAUAUGACAUGAUAAUAUAAAUACAACUAGAUUUUCUCAAAAUAAAUAAUGUGCAUUAUUCAAAUACGUUGUAGUGUUAAGAAUAAAAAGCGCCGUGCAGUGAAACUUGUAUAAGAAUUAUCUUUAUAUUGAAUAAGAAUACUUGGAAAUAAAUACUGAUAUGUAUAAUCGAAUGAUCAUAGUGUAAAUAAGUUGAAUCGAGGAAAAAUAAACAAAUUAUGUACCAAAAAAAUGUUAUCAUGUAGCUUUGUUUGAAUUUUGUAGUCUUAGGUGUUAUUAAGAUUUAAUGUCUUCUAAGCUGACGAGCUGUAUUACAUUAAAAUAAAUCUUUUCAAUUAAAUCGUGGAAUAUCCUGUAAUAACCAGAUGCCUUAAGACUUGUAAUUUUUAUAAUAAUAUAGUGCUAUUUAAAAGACACAAAUAAUAAUAAUGAGUAAUUCAGUGCUAUUUGUAAUAUUCUAUCUCACUUUUAUCGAUAGUUUUUCCCAACAUUAAAGUACCGAAGUCCUAAAUAAAACCCUUUGCUGUCUUCUAACUUCAUCUGGUCUCCAUGUCACAUUUAGAUAAUUAUAGAAUUGUUUCUUUUUUAUCUUUUGAGAAACUUAUUUCUUUCAGUGUUAUACUUUUUAAGCGUGCUUUUUAAUGAUACAAAUAUUUUGUUUUUAAUAUCAUGACAAAGGAUUCGAAUGCAAUUUGUGAGUAACUAAUUGAUAAUUUGUUUGUGAUAUUUGUAGAAUAUUGUGCAAUAAUUUCGUCACCAAAAGCUCUUGCCAAAAUAACUCAAGGUGUGGAAAAUAUCGUUCUAAAUCAGGCAGCUUAUAUGUAUGUAAGUUAAAAUUUCAUUCUAUCAACAAAUAAACCUAUGUAUUCGAAGAGUUUGUUGCCCCGUUUAUCGAGGGAAUAGUUGCAUGUUCGGUUUGGUUUCUAUUAGGAAGAUAAUUGUCGCUGCUAUUUUUAAAUUGUAAAAUAAAGUCAUAAUGCAAACUGCGAUAAGAGUAAUUUUGUUCUGCACAUCACAAAUUACAGCUUCCAAAAAAUGCCAAAGUUGAAUAGACUAUCGCGUUUGACAUUUUGAACUCUAUUUCGUGCGCAAAAGAGUUGAUAAUAAUGUAAUGGUCAUUAGCAUCACAAUCCUAUUGGGCUUCUGAGUAAGCUUCUAGAAUUUUUGAAGGAGAUAAGUUCCCAAAUGUCAAUGAUAUUAUGUUACAAAAAAAAGAGUGCCCAAGUAAAUUGACAUCACAAAACUCGCCCUUAUUACACAAACUGAUGAUUACAAUAUUCUAUGAGUUAAACAGUCUACAUCUUUUUAAAUGUAAUAUUAUUGGCAACAGUAAAACAAAAAUAAUUGUGUGUAUUUAAGUAGUUAAAUAAGUAUAAAUGUAUGUUUCGUUCGCAUGUGUCGGUCAUAACAUGUAAAGUGAUUGUACUAAACGGGUAUACAAACAAAUGUAUUAUGUAUAUAUCUGAUGCACCCUCUCGUGUGUAUGUUAGUAAAAUUCUUUUUUGAAUUUA
This is a messenger RNA of Helicoverpa armigera (cotton bollworm), 6562 nucleotides long. RefSeq lists its product as uncharacterized. The transcript is spliced from 5 exons. NCBI's taxonomy places the organism in Eukaryota, Metazoa, Arthropoda, Insecta, Lepidoptera, Noctuidae. Gene Ontology annotation, biological process: transmembrane transport. Gene Ontology annotation, cellular component: membrane. Gene Ontology annotation, molecular function: monocarboxylic acid transmembrane transporter activity. The record is from RefSeq and is a predicted model, not a curated record. Bases 894 to 3176 code for a protein of 760 amino acids.